Gopherus evgoodei (Goodes thornscrub tortoise) is the source of this 1058-nucleotide messenger RNA. It is a transcript of the gene PPIL3, whose product is annotated as peptidylprolyl isomerase like 3. NCBI's taxonomy places the organism in Eukaryota, Metazoa, Chordata, Testudines, Testudinidae. Gene Ontology annotation, biological process: protein peptidyl-prolyl isomerization; protein folding. Bases 337 to 768 code for a protein of 143 amino acids. The record is from RefSeq and is a predicted model, not a curated record. The transcript has 8 exons. Gene Ontology annotation, cellular component: catalytic step 2 spliceosome. Gene Ontology annotation, molecular function: peptidyl-prolyl cis-trans isomerase activity.
CGCCCCCGCCCCGCGCGGGGCCUAGUCCGUCUGGGAAGCGGCCCCUUCCGCUGGGCCGGCGGGGCCUGCUGCGAGCGCGGGAAGCAGGAAACCAUCUGACCUGUCUGCAUUGUUCUCUUGACAAAAAGACAUGAAAAUUGUGCUUUGCAGCCACCAUCUUUCUGAGGGAGGACAAUAUAGGACACUUUUGCAGCCCAUCUGUGCUAACUCAACCAAAAAGAUUGCAAGCUGUCACACUGCACACUGAUGUGGGAGAUAUUAAAAUAGAGAUAUUCUGUGAGCGAACACCUAAGGCCUGUGAAAACUUCCUGGCUCUUUGUGCUAGUAACUACUACAAUGGCUGCAUAUUUCACCGGAAUAUCAAAGGAUUCAUGGUGCAGACAGGGGAUCCAACAGGUAAAUCCUUCCAUCAGUGUCUGGUAUAUUGAGCCCUUUUUCAAAGGUGGGAGACAAGGCUCUGGGAAAGGAGGUAACAGCAUUUGGGGCAGGAAAUUUGAAGAUGAAUACAGUGAACACCUAAAGCACAGUGUCCGUGGUGUCGUUUCCAUGGCGAACAAUGGCCCAAACACCAAUGGAUCUCAGUUCUUCAUUACAUAUGGCAAACAGCCACACCUAGAUAUGAAGUAUACUGUCUUUGGGAAGGUAAUUGAUGGUCUGGAGACCCUAGAUGAGCUGGAGAAGCUCCCGGUGAAUGAGAAAACCUACCGACCUCUUAACGAUGUUCACAUUAAGGAUGUCACAAUUCAUGCCAACCCUUUGGCUUCAUAGACAUAAAGUGCCUGGACAGAUUCCUGAGAAGCUGGUCAGACUGACUGCUAAUCAUAGUCUUGAAGAGACACUAAAAAGAUGUCAAUUUGGAUCAGACCUUUACAGCUUGAAUGCAGGACUUUCAGGAGCUGACAGCAUCAGGCAGGAUACAAAGGGGAGCCUCAGACUGGCUCUUCUAGUUCUAGCUGUUCCAGACAAUCUGCCAAGGCUCUGAUUGUGAACUUUAGUUUACUUUUUGUACAUGUAAGAUAAAGGGGAAGAAUCUUUUUAAAAAUAUUUUUUCAAUCUUU